Polistes canadensis is the source of this 1830-nucleotide messenger RNA. Its product is annotated as glyoxylate reductase/hydroxypyruvate reductase-like. The record is from RefSeq and is a predicted model, not a curated record. NCBI's taxonomy places the organism in Eukaryota, Metazoa, Arthropoda, Insecta, Hymenoptera, Vespidae. Bases 433 to 1401 code for a protein of 322 amino acids. Gene Ontology annotation, molecular function: NAD binding; hydroxypyruvate reductase (NADH) activity; hydroxypyruvate reductase [NAD(P)H] activity. The transcript is spliced from 6 exons. Gene Ontology annotation, cellular component: cytosol.
AAAAAUAAAAAUAAUUUGGUUACCGAUCAAAGUAACCGCAGUGUCCUGUUAUGAUGAAAAAACAGUCAAAACAAAAUCAUGUGUUUGUAUGUGCGUACGCGCAUCCGUAAAAUGUCAUCAUUAAAAUGUAGUUGAAACGCAUAUACAUAUCCGUUUAUACCCGUUAACUUUCACUAUCAAUUAUUAUAUGCCUUGUAAAAAAUAGAUAUGUUAUAGAGAAAGUGGGACCUUUGUUGUGAGCUUUUCCUAAAAUUUUAUCUAUAACAGUUACACAAGUAAGAUUAUCUAUAAUGUUAUCUUUUUUGAAUGACUAAGUUUUCACAUAAAUAAUUUAAUCGGCUGGGUUAUAUAAAACGUUAUAAUGUAACAGAUGCCAGUCUCUACGUAAUCUUACUCUAAACAACUUAUUAUUCAUUUUACACACGUACAAUAAUGUCGAGAAUGAAUAGACCACGCGUGUUUGUUACAAGCAACAAUGUACCUGAUUCUGGAAUCGAACUUCUACGAACUAAAUGUGACGUUACGAUUCUUCAGGAUGUCACAAAUACACGUGAAGAAAUCCUUCAAGCUGUUCCUGGACAUGAUGCUAUUAUGAUCGCCGGCCACGUCAACAUAAAUUCCGAAUUUUUGAAUAUCGCAGGACCAAAUUUAAAAGUUGUUUCUACUAUUUCGGCUGGUUAUGAUCAUUUGGACGUUCCCGAGAUUAAACGACGUGGUAUCAAGGUCGGUCAUACACCUAAUGUUUUGUCUGCUGCAGUUGCAGAAGUAGCUAUUCUUUUAGCUUUAUCUGCUGCCCGACGAAGUCACGAAGGACGUUUAAAAAUAAAUGAAGGAAAAGUGCUUUCAUUAUAUAACUGGUUACUUGGGCAAGAAUUACGUAACUCCACUGUUGGAAUAGUUGGAUUAGGAAGUAUUGGUCAAGCUAUACUAAAGCGUUUAGUACCAUUUGAAGUAAAUACUUUUCUUUAUACUGGUCAUUCAGAAAAAAAGGCGGGAAAGGAUUUAGGUGCUAAGUUUGUAUCCUUGGACGAACUUCUAGCACAAAGUGAUUUCGUUAUUGUUGCUACUCCAUUAACCAAUGAAACCCGAGGCUUAUUUAAUGACACUACUUUUGGUAAAAUGAAGAAAACUGCUGUUUUCGUUAAUAUAGGACGUGGAAAAGUUGUAGAUACGGAUGCAUUGGUAAGAGCUUUGAAAAAUCAUACAAUUUUUGCUGCUGGUUUAGAUGUUACCGAUCCUGAACCAUUGCCGGUAGAUCAUGAAUUACUUAAACUUCCCAAUGCUGUACUUCUACCACACUUAGGUAGUGCCACUGUAAAAACUCGCAGUGAUAUGAGUAUAGUCGCUGCCCAAAAUAUUCUCAAUGGAUUAGCUGGCAAACCUUUGGUUUACGAAUUAUAAGUAUUAAUAGAUUUUUCACAAGUUGUAAAGGAUAGAUAAAGUUAUUUAAAAAAGCAUUUAAUUCGAUGAUUUAGAAUUAUUAAUAUUAUAUACGACUUAAUUUAUAUCUAUAUAUAUUCGAUAUUAUUUACAUUUUCUUCAAUAUGCAUUUAUGCCAUUAUCAAUAAACUAAUAUAAUUUAACCUUUUAAGCAAAUAUAAUUGCAUACUUUAUAAUGCAUUAUUUUAUAAAAUAUGUUAUUAUAAAUACGUGAUUAUAUUAUUACAAUAUGAUUCGAUAAAAAUAUGCGUAAGUUGAUAUCGUGAAUUAUCUAUAUAUACUUCCUUAUUUAAUAAUCUCAUAAAAAAUAAUGCACCUAAUGAAUACAUUCUUAUAAAAAGAAAAAAAGAAAGAGAGACAGAGGAAACAAUAAUUAAUAAAACUACAUUU